Molecule: messenger RNA, 1819 nt
Organism: Hydractinia symbiolongicarpus
Lineage: Eukaryota; Metazoa; Cnidaria; Hydrozoa; Anthoathecata; Hydractiniidae
Exons: 6
Coding region: 729-1760 (343 amino acids)
Source: RefSeq, a predicted model, not a curated record
AACUCACAAAAAAUUUAGAUUACGGGGCGGAAAGUUCAUGAAAAGGAUAGCUAAUAGACAUGUACAUACCUUAUCAAGUCACCACAGCAAAACUAUAGCUCACUCCGGCAACUCGCACAGAGCAAUAACAUUCCAACUGCCAAAACGUUGCAAUUUUUAACAAAGAUCUAAACAAUUUAUAUCUUAAAUAAUAUUUGCAAGAUGUACUUCUUAUAUUUUAAGAAUUAAAGGGAAGAAGCCACACUUUAUUUGAGAAACAGUAAGUCUUAGAAACACUGGAAAGUCGCUAGUUUUAAAAUAAACUGUAAGCGGGAAACUACAAAGCGCCCGUUAAAAUGGACUUACUCUAAAGGGGACAUAAUUAAUUAUUAUUAAUUAUUUGUUUUUGACAGUUUUUAAAAGCAGGUUCUGCAGACUAACAAAGGGCUUUCAAUCCGUAUCCACCCAUUAAGGAGCUUCAAGAAUUUUGUCCAGCAAGAGUUCGCACUUAGGAGAUUCCACUAUAUUUGCAUCUAUCGACGUCAAACCAAUUUUAAUUAAUUACGAAUUAAACGAAACUCUGACAGGAUGACGGAUAGAACAAAAUCUUGUAUCUGAUGGUGAGAAUUAGUAAGAUACAAUCAGAAAGAAUAUUAACCAAUCAUAUUUAUUGAUGGUCUUAAUAAAUGAUCUCGAAAAACUAAACGAAACAAAUUCAACUAGCUGUGCUUGGCUAAAGGUCAUUCAAAAUGUUAUCCUCGCCAUUUGUCGCACUCGUGAUUCUACUUUGUGGAGUAGUUGUCACAGAAGCAAAAUUCUCCAAUUGGAACGAAUGGUCAGCGUGCUCCUCACAAUGUGGAAAAGGAACAAAGUCACGUGAAAGAAUAUCAAUUCAGAGUCAUAACGAUGCUUGCUACAGUACUAUCAUCGAGAAGAAGGAAUGCAGUACAGAAUGUGAAGAUUUGAUUAAUUGGGCGGAAAACGCAACAGCAACAGCCUCAAGUCAACUUUUGAAAGUGUAUCCAGCUGGAAGAGCUAUUGAUGGAAUCACAACAAACAACUUACUCGAAAAAAGUUGCAUGCAUACAGCUAAAGAUAAAAAACCAUGGCUAAGAAUUGACUUGGGAACUUUGAGAUUGGUGGAAAAGGUUGUCAUUUAUAAUCGCGCAGAUUGUUGUAGUGAGAGAUUAAAUAACAUGUUAAUCAUUGUGGGCAACAAUGCCGACGGGACAGGUAAUCAUAUCUGCGGUGGAAGGGAUAGCAUGGAAGAUGUAAAGAAAACUACAAUUUCCUGUUGUCAAACUUUGAUUGGACGCUAUGUGCACGUGACUAUACCUGGACCACAAUUCUUACACGUGUGUGAAGUUGAAGUGCUUGGAAAACGAUUAAAUAAUCUGGCUAUUCACAAGUCUGCGUUAAUGUCGAGUUUGUUAGACAGUCCUUACCCUGCUAGCAACGCUGUCGACGGCAAUGAGGGAACAUUAAGUCACACAAAAACUGAAGCUAAUCCAUGGUGGCAAGUGGACCUAGGAAAAGACUCAAUAGUUUACAAGGUCGAAGUAAAAGACUAUGAAAGUAAUGGGAAUUACGCAAAACGUGCAGUGAUCAGUGUGCGAGACUUGCAAAAUGUUGUUAGAGUUUGUGGAAAUACUGGAGAUUUUAGAAACAAAGUGGUAGUUGUUUGUCAGACUCCUUUGUUUGGAAGAUACGUCAAAUUGCAACUACAUCGCACCGAUCCCUUACUCUUAAGAGAAGUCAGAGUGUGGGGAAGAAUGAAAUGAAAUUAAGUCCCACACGUCUUAAUUUCCUAAAAAAGAAUAAAAAUUUAAAAUCCAAUUGA